This is a messenger RNA of Didymodactylos carnosus, 877 nucleotides long. NCBI's taxonomy places the organism in Eukaryota, Metazoa, Rotifera, Eurotatoria, Philodinida, Philodinidae. The record is from the annotation of a GenBank genome assembly.
AAAUCGUCAUAUAAAAGGUAUCGCAAAUACAGGUAUUGCAAACAAUCGUCCAUCCUUGACUCGUGGCACGUACCAACAAGAAAUCGUUCAAGCCGAGCAAGCACGUGUAUUGGCACAAGAAUGCAUGCGACAAGGAGCAGAUCAGGCAGCUACACAACUAAAUCUAGUCGCUGAUAAAUGCGAACGUCUAAGGGUUAUCCAUCGAUGCUUGAGUAGUUUAACUGCUGAACGUAGCAAUUUUGAUCAAGAAAGUCCGACAAUAAUACCACUUCUUCAACAAAUACGUGAUUAUGAACAGAAAUAUGGAAAAUUAAACUUUCAAGAGGGCCCCUCGCUAUGGCAAUGGAUCAUUCGACAUACUCCACUAUCGCCAAAACACAUGAACCGAUUAUCGUUAGCCUUUCACGAGACUGGGCGAGAUCUUCUCAUAGGUGUCGGGUUAACAUGUCUAGUUCAAGGAAUUGUGGCAGCUAUCGCAUACGCAUGUUUACGUAUCCCACGUGCAUUUACCUUGAGUUUACUUACGGGACUUGCCGCGUUGGUUCAAAUCAUCGGCACAACCAUUGUAUGGAUUCCAAUUGCUAUCGGCCUAAUUCUACAAAGUCAAUAUGUCAAAGCAGGCAUUAUGGUCGGUGUUGGAGUUUUGGUUAUUGGAUCGGUCGAUAAUCUAUUGCGGCCCUUAUUCUCAAAAUUGGGAGCAUUCAAAAUGUCGACAUUACUACUGUUACUAUCGAUAUUUGGUGCAAUUGAGAUGUUGGAUGCAUGGGAAGCUCUUUUAGGUCCGGUGGUUGUCAGACUUACUACGAAAGCUGUAGUGUUAGUCAGAGAGGACCAGGAAGAACAAGAACAACAAGAAAGUAGUACUAGAGAUAGAUAA